CUUUAUCCUUGAAGAUUGCACUCCACAGUGUAUUGCUUAAUUAAUUUGGUACAAAAAUUAGUUCACUCAUUAGGCAUUACAGCAGCAGCGACCGUAUGCACUUGGUCUCAAUCAGCGAACAUGACGAAGCGUGACAAAUUCAUUGAGAGCAAUGCAAUAGUAUUUCGCACCAGAUAACCCCCACCAAGUUGUCCACUACAGUGGCGGCUUGCGCGGGCGCACCUCUCUCUCGCCGGACAGUGACACAGUGACCGUUUUAGCGGUCGAGGGCUCAGGCCAUGCGCCACUUCAAUAUAUCUAUAACUGUCGUCGUCAUCGUAUACCUACUUGUCGUGACGCUCGCGGCGAAGAUGCCGCCAACCGAAGUUCGUCCGAGACACGAUCUCAAUUUCGCCGAAACUGUUUACGCCAAACUUUCCGGUGCAUGUAGAGCAUUAAUGGACCUUCAAUAUAACUCGCUAAGUGAUCAAAACGACUUAAUAAAGACAAUGAAAAUUAUAUACCUGGAUGGUAACGACAUGAAAACCUACCCCAUCGACGCCGCAUAUGUCGCACUAACUAAGCCAGCUAAUUUUGAUAUAUCAAAGCAAACAAAGAUUGUAAUUCACGGCUAUAAGGACAACUCACAGUCGGCAGUGCCUCUGGCCUUAGCUCAAGCAUACAAUGAGAAGAAAAUGUUCAACGUUUUGCUAGUCGACGCGGAGGAAAUGAUUAACAAAUGGUACAUCCUCUCCGUUCAUAACGCGCGGCUGGUUGGAAAACGAUUAGCAAACCUACUUGCAAACUUAGAAAAUUUUGGAGCAAACGCUGAAGAUUUUCACUUACUCGGCAUAAGUCUGGGUGCACACAUCGCCGGGUGGGCUGGUAAAUACUUCCGACAGUACAAAGGACACAACUUGGGCCGCAUCACGGGCCUGGAUCCGGCGGGACCCUGCUUUUCAUACGGGCACAGCGAUCAAAGACUGGAUAAAACGGAUGCUAAUUAUGUGGAUGUGGUUCAUUCGAACAGAUUAAUUCAAGGAGCAAUUGAGCCUCUGGGUCAUUCAGACUUUUACAUCAAUGGCGGAGGACCGACUCAGCCAGGAUGUUUCAUGCCUUCCUGCAGUCACUUGCGAGCUGCUGAAGUGUAUAUAGAAAGCGUAAGAAACCCGAAAUCUUUUGUGGGUGUCCAGUGUGAGAAUUGGGAGCAAUUUAAGAAAAACCAGUGUGUUGAUAAGGACUACGCAGUGCUGGGAUACGGCUCGUCGAGCGCGACCAGAGGGCUCUACUACUUGAGAACCUCGUCACACUCGCCAUUCGGCCUUGGAAUUAAAGGAGCAAAAUCUGUGAAUUCAAAAGUUGAUCCUUGGUUAGAAAGCCUUAAUAUCACUUAAUUGGCUAUUUCAAAGAAUAUUUCGUAUAAUAAAUUGUUGCCAUACCGUUUACAAAAACAAAGUUUUUUCUUGUGCAAAGUUUCCUGUCUGAAAGUGGGCUGUGUAUGUUCGCAUUGGUUCGAUGGUAUCUACAGAAACUUGGUAAGUGACUUUAUUGCUAUCAAAUUUCGAAGAACUUUUCAGCGAUAAAGUCGAUAAUUACCUAUAUUUUAAAAAGUUUUGCAUAUGUUGGAAAGUUAUCCAAUUUCCUUUAUACAAUCAUCAGUUGGCAACGUAAUACGAGU
Molecule: messenger RNA, 1657 nt
Organism: Ostrinia nubilalis (European corn borer)
Lineage: Eukaryota; Metazoa; Arthropoda; Insecta; Lepidoptera; Crambidae
Product: pancreatic lipase-related protein 2-like
Exons: 2
Coding region: 279-1373 (364 amino acids)
Biological process (GO): lipid catabolic process
Molecular function (GO): lipase activity
Source: RefSeq, a predicted model, not a curated record